AUGGCGUUUUGGAAACGAAUUGCAACUUAUUUUGCAUCAAGUCCAAAGCUUGCUGGUUUGCAAAAGAUAGAGCCAAGACACUGUAAACAAAGGUGGGAGAAGAUUAGUGAGGGUGUAUGCAUGAUUAGUGAGGGUGUAUGCAUGGUUAGAGCAACGAAAGAUAAAUCUAGUGGGCAGAAUGAGAACGAUGUUAUGAAAAUGACUCAUGAAAUAUUCUUCAAUGAUUACAAGGUCAAGUUCACACUUGAGCAUGCAUGGUUAGAGCUUCGCCAUGAUCAGAAAUGGUGUGGAGCUUCUUCUACUAAAGAUAAUGUAAAGUCAAAAAUAAGAAAGUUUGAUGACCAAUCCGCACAGUCAUUAACCUUUGUGCCAUGUAGCGAUGGAGAGGAUGAAAAAAUGGCUCGGCCUGUUGGCGUUAAAGCAGAAAAGGCCAAAGGUAAACGGUAUGUGAGAAAGCCAACGACUUUGGAAGAGGAGGGGAAGCCGCUUGUGGAGUUUCAGAGCAUGUGGGAGAUAAGACAAAAAUGA
Messenger RNA from Brassica oleracea var. oleracea, 528 nucleotides. RefSeq names its product glutathione S-transferase T3-like. The record is from RefSeq and is a predicted model, not a curated record. The transcript has a single exon. The coding region runs from base 1 to 528 and encodes 175 amino acids. NCBI's taxonomy places the organism in Eukaryota, Viridiplantae, Streptophyta, Magnoliopsida, Brassicales, Brassicaceae.